AUGGACGACGAUUUGGAGGACAUUGUCUGGAAAUGCCGGGAGGGCAACGUGGAUUCUGUCUCGUCGCUCCCGUGUGGGGCGUUAGAAGCGCUUUUCUUCGACGCGCACUCCCGGAUGAAGGAGGUUGGCGCCUUCCUGUGGGGUCUCAACACGUCCCAGAACCCGCAGAGCAUGAUGACUUCCACGGUGUCUAUGAGGAACGGCCUGGUGAACGGCUACCUGCACGGCUUCCUCAGCCGGCCGUCGUGCAAGGAGCUGCUCCGCACGGGGCCGGACGCUGUGGAGGACGCGGAGUUCAGCGUUAGGAAUUUCGCGAAGGAUCGGGUCGUGCUCCGUUACCGCAUGUACGCGGGCGGCACGAGGUCUGGAUCUCAACGGAGGAGGUUUGCAGGCCAAGUUCGAGGAGGGUGUCCAAGUUAG
This is a messenger RNA of Prorocentrum cordatum, 420 nucleotides long. The record is from the annotation of a GenBank genome assembly. Lineage: Eukaryota; Dinophyceae; Prorocentrales; Prorocentraceae.